This is a messenger RNA of Boeremia exigua, 1851 nucleotides long. Its product is annotated as histidine phosphatase superfamily. The transcript is spliced from 5 exons. NCBI's taxonomy places the organism in Eukaryota, Fungi, Ascomycota, Dothideomycetes, Pleosporales, Didymellaceae. The record is from RefSeq and is a predicted model, not a curated record. Gene Ontology annotation, biological process: dephosphorylation. Gene Ontology annotation, molecular function: phosphatase activity. The coding region runs from base 136 to 1707 and encodes 523 amino acids.
CGCGUCUUCAACAUUGCAAAAGCUCAAAAAGUGGACUAUAAAUCCUACGCAUGACCACUGCGCACUUGUAGUACGCUGCCAUCGUUCUUUGCGUUGUCUGCGUGCCACCUCUGACCAGAGUCGGCUACCGAUAUCAUGACAACCCAUGUCCCCAGAGCGUUCUACUCGCAGGAGGAACUCGACAAGCUUUACCCAAACGAGCUGCAAUUGCAACUUGUUCAAAUCCUUCUACGCCAUGGCGAACGAACUCCAGUGUCACCGCGUUUCCAGAAUACUGGCCUACAGCCAUAUUGGCCGUACUGUAAUGCUGCACGGCAACUGUCCAGCGUCAUCAUGAGUACCAAGGACUUCUCCCAGUGGGAUCAUCUCAAGUAUCGCAGGCGAAUCGAAACUUUCGGAGUUGAUGAUGGGCCAGAUAUCGCUUCAGGACCGAAUAAUGAAUUCGAUGCCGUCUGCCAACCAGGAGAGCUCACCGACAAAGGUCGCCAAACGACCCUAGCUUUGGGUCAACGACUUCGUCAUCUUUAUGUUGACCAGCUUUCUUUCAUGCCAAAGCUUAUUGCUGACAGCGAUAUGAUCUAUCUGCGGGCUACGCCUAUACCAAGAGCCCUCGAAUCUGUCCAACAAGCGUUCUGGGGUUUCUAUCCACCGUCUGCACGAACGGCUGACUUCCCUCCUCCCACUAUCAUUACUAGGAGUCCUGCUGACGAGACUCUUUUCCCCAACGAUGCCAGCUGCAGACGGUUCGGCCAGCUCAGCCGUGCGUUCGCGCAGCGAGCCGCUGAACGAUGGAACGACACCGACGACAUGCAGUACCUAUCAAAGUUGUUCUCAAAGUAUAUGCCCGACCAGGCUAAAGUAGCUGUGGACUCUCGACCAAGGCUUUCCGGUGUCAUGGAUACACUCAACGCCACAGAUGCCCAUGGCCCUGCGACCAAACUACCCAAAGAAUUCUACGAUCCCAAAGCGCGCGCCAUCAUUGACAAGAUUGCAGUAGAGGAAUGGUUCAAGGGCUACACCGAGUCGACCGAAUACCGCAUGCUCGGCAUUGGUGCUCUCCUAGGCGACAUUACAUCUCGUAUGGCCGGUAGUGUGGAACAGAAUGGCCGCGACGGGCUUCUUGAGAUCGGCGGUAGUAAUGGCGCACUAGGCCGUGGCCGAGGAGGAGAGACGAAUACCAAACUCGCUCUCUCUGGCUGUCACGACACUACACUCGCUGCAGCCCUGGCCUCUCUUGGUGCAUUUGAUGACGAGAAAUGGCCGCCAUUCACAAGUCACAUCGCCUUUGAGCUCUUUAAAGCGAAAACCACGCCGUCUCGACCCGCAACACCUACGCUGAAUCAGAACGCCCCACCAAAAGCGCAGAGCUGGUGGUCUUCCCUCUUCGGUAGCACGAACCUCACGACUACCUCCGGUGCUCCUCAGCAGAAUGGCAUUGCACGCAAGCCUCUUUCUGAGAUGACUUCUGCGCAGCGCGAGGAAAUCCAGGGCUUUUACGUUCGCAUCCGCUAUAACGACAAGGUCAUGCAAGUUCCGGCCUGCAACGCUCCAGGGAAACAUCUCGAAGGCGACACAACCUUCUGCACACUUGAGGCGUUCAAGGGUGUGGUUGAUAAGAUCACGCCUCCGAACUGGAAGGUAGCAUGUAGCUCGAGACUCGAUGCCCCAGCGUUUCCAGAGAAGGUUGAGCUUGCUGGAUACGAGUAGAUGAUUGGCCCUGAAAGCUAUACAGUGUAUGUUUUACUUCGUAGACUACAUAGACAUAUCGAUUGUAUCGUCACUGAUCAAAAGCACAUGGCAAGGCGCUGUGAACUGGGUUCUGAUCAAAUACUUCAAUUAUACUUUAUCUGG